This is a messenger RNA of Nematocida major, 1860 nucleotides long. Its product is annotated as SEL1 protein. Gene Ontology annotation, molecular function: protein binding. The coding region runs from base 1 to 1860 and encodes 619 amino acids. The transcript has a single exon. The record is from RefSeq and is a predicted model, not a curated record. Lineage: Eukaryota; Fungi; Microsporidia.
AUGUUUGUUAAGAGAGUAUUGGCCUUUCUCGUGCUGGUGGUAGCUGCAAGUUGCAAUGGUGGAAGUACUCUUGCAGAUAGUCCCUGCGAGUGCAGGAGGAUAUACACGGACAUAUUCAUAGAUACGGACAUAGAAGCAGCCAGGGAAAGAAUAGAGAAAACCCACACUCCCUGCAAGCACUUCUACAGGUGGUUUAUUAGCACAUACGUGGACUUCAACAUAAAAACAGGCGUGGAGUCCCUCUACAGGUCCCUAUACUCCACCUGCCCUGUAAGGGACUUAGCCUACUUAGUAUACGCUAAUAAGCUGGAUAGGAAGCACAAUCUGAUAGGGGAGAGCAAAGAAGUGGCCUACUACUUCCGGGAGGUGGCAAAGCAAGUCUUCAACGACUUCUUCAAGAGCAAGCCCGCCCUCUUCGCGAAGUGGGAAUUUGCCGACCUGGAGAGACAGGGGGAAAACAAGAAAAUCAUCGACUUCAUAAGCACGCUGCGAUCAGGAGGGGAUGAAAUUGCAGCGGAGAGUCUUCUCUCCCUCAUAAAGAUCGGGCAUGUUCAACUGGAUACGCACAUAGACUUCCUGAAGGAGUGCGCCCGAAAGGGGAAUCCGGAUGCGAUGGGCCUUCUCGGGAACAUGUACUACUACGGAUGGGGAGUCCCGGCGAGCAAGAUCACGGCGAGGCACUACUUCUCCGAGGGAGCGAGAAGUGACGAGCCAGACUCCCUGAACGGCUUGGGGAUGCUUUCCCUGGAGGAGGGAGACCCGCAAAGGGGAAAGGCCUACCUGGAGAAAGCAUCUGCAAUGGGAUCGAAUGCUGCGGAUUACAACCUCUUCCUGAUGCACGAGAAGAGCAACAAGAGCUUCCUCGGGGAGUUGCACCUCAUGAAGUCGGCGAAGCAGGACGGAUACUUGCCUGCCGUGUACAAAUACGCAGAGAAGUCCUGGGAGAAGGGAAGCUACAAGCAAAGCACUAUAAACCACUACAAAAGCAUAUCCAUAUACUACAAGAGUCUCCUGGACCUGGAGAAAGAGGCAAUUAGAAUGUUCCAGGAGGGAAGGAAUAUUUCUGCACUCUAUCUAUCCAUUCUCAUCGGGGACUUAGGAUCGCAGGCAGGAUACAUAAAUGCAGCGUACACGAUAAAGAACAGGCUUCUCCUGAGACUCUCCCGAAUGAAGGCCCUGCGAAACUGGGACUUCCUCGGGUUAUUCGCAAGCCCAGGGAAGAACUCUGCUAAGACGUCAACUGAGAGUAAUUCCAAUAAGAAUACUUCUACUGAUAAUUCCAAUAAGAACAUAUCUCCUGGAAAUACUUCUGAGAGUAACUCCAACAAGAAUACAUCAACUGAGAAUAUAUCUCCUGGAAAUAUACCUAUUGAUAACUCCACUGAGACUAUAUCUAUUGAGAAUACUACUGAUAAGACUAUUGAGAAGAUAUACGUAAUACUCUGCAAGAGACUCGCAGAGGUGAAGAGUGCAGAUGCCUUCCUGGAGUUGGGGGAUGCUCACUACUACGGGAUCGGAGUAGAUGUAAAUAUGAGCAGAGCCUUCUCCAGGUACUACGCAGCUGCUCUCAUGGGAAGCACUGAGGGAAAGUAUCUCACAGGGUGGAUGUACGAAAUGGGCUGCGGAAUAGAGAAGGACUUUUCUCUGGCUAAAGGCUUCUACGAGAGAAUGCACGCAGGAGACAGUAAUACGUACGUGCUUUACUGGGUCCUUAUUCUCCGAAUUGCAGUUAAGGAGCACAUUUCAAAGGCCGUCUCCCUCCUGGUGAUUGCUGCUUCUGUGGGCCUCGGGUGGAUUGCCCUCCCCCAGGGCAUUCUCUCCUUCAACAGAGUCAUCCGGGGGGCUGAGAGGAAGGCGUAG